Molecule: messenger RNA, 2340 nt
Organism: Coturnix japonica (Japanese quail)
Lineage: Eukaryota; Metazoa; Chordata; Aves; Galliformes; Phasianidae
Gene: TMEM192
Product: transmembrane protein 192
Cellular component (GO): late endosome; lysosomal membrane
Source: RefSeq, a predicted model, not a curated record
CGGGCCCAAUAGCAGACAAGGCGGGGCCCGGGCCUACGCCUGGCGGAAACGCCGCUUAAAGGCGUGCGGGGUGAAGCGGGUCGGGCUGCGGUGAUGGCGGUGACGGCGCGGCAGCAGGAUCUGGAUAACGGCUCCUUGGAAAUAACACAGAGUUUAGAAGAUGAAGCUCUAUUGGAUGCACCACUUAUUUCAUCUCGUACGCUGUAUUCUCAACUAAGGCCAAGAUUUCAUGCUAUCCCAGUAGUUCUCCUUGCCAAUUUUCUGUUGCUACUGCAUGUUGCUUUUGUUGUUUUAGCGUUUUUAGCAGCUAUGUUUUGUUCUUACCCCAAUCCAAAUCAGGAUAAAUGCCCUGGAAACUAUACUCACCCAUUUAAAGUACAGACUGUCAUAAUAAUUGCAAAGGUAAUUCUAUGGAUUCUGCAUGUGUUUUUUGAACGUUAUGUCCACCACCACCACAGCAAAAUCAGAAGCAGAGGCUAUUUCUUAAUAUAUCGAUCAACAAGGCAUCUCAAGAGGCUUCCACUGGUGAUGCAUUCUACAGGUAAUGCAGCACUGCUUUUGAUUUUGUCAACCCAGCAUUCCUUUCCUGAUCACAGUAAAGUGUACCUGUAUCUCAUCUUGGGAGUCCUGGGCCUGGAGCUGAUCAGUUCACUGACAUGCUUAGUGAUUUACACAGUGAAAAUAAGCAACUUCAAUCGUGCGAAGCCAAGACCUGACAUAAUUGAAGAAGAAAAGUUGUAUGCUUACUCUAGUCACAUAACCUCAGAAGUUGGAUUUGGGGAAAAUUCAAGUUUAGAAGAGAUAGUUGAGAAGCAAGGAGAUGUAAUAGAAUAUCUUCAGCGACACAAUGCACUGCUCAGCAAGAGACUGUUGGCACUAACAUCUCAGCAAAUCAAAACUUAAACACUUGGAAAACUGCUGCUGGAGCUCAGGAGACAAUACGAGGCAAUACAAUAUCCAAACUGACCUGUGUGGAUGACUCUUCAAUCUUCUUUCACAUUUUGGAAUAGAACUUAAAUUGCAAGUAUGAGCUCUGUGUUCACUGUAAAUCUGUGACAACUGGACUUAAUGGCUUUUUUUCACAUCAGUUCUGAGAAAAUGUUCAGGAACUUAAAGGAUUUUUAGUUCUUAAAAGGUUACAAUUGGACUUAAGAUAAUGAUUUAACUUCAUUCAGUUGUUGCUGUUAUUUUUGCACUGUUGUUUUUUGAGCUUUAAGUUACUGAAUGGAAUACACAUUUGUUCUCAAAACAUAAUUUUGCAGAGGAUGCCUCUCAGCUUUCAGUACUGAAGCUGGGAUCUUGGAUGUAUGUGUUCAAUCACCAGACUUCAUUAUUUCCAGUGUUAAAGGUGUUAUACUUCAAUAAUCCUGUACCAAGUAGAUACUUGAAUUCUAGAUUUGUUUUUUCCUUUGCCCAGUAAAGGAAUGAAGUUGUUUCCUAUGCCAACAGGAAUAUUUAACAUCCAAUUUAAAAAAAAAAAAAGGCAGAAGGGAAGGGUGGUAUCCUAAAAUGUGGUGGUACCACAUGUGAGAUUUGAUAAUGUUACAAUUAGCAAUUUGAGCAGCGGGCUUUAGAUAACAGAAAGGUGUCUUCAGGUCUACUGAUUCUUCUGUUACUGGGAUUUGUAUAUCAGCAAAGACUGAACAGGAUUCCUUCUGCCUGCCAAACUAACAUGCAAAUGGUUGAAGUGCCCUCAUUGACCCUGUAACCAGUUCAUGUUCAAUGGGGUUUAAAGUUGGAUCCUGCUAAAUUUGCUAUUGAAGCUGCAUGUAUUCUUGCUCUAUGCUUCAACUCUUCUAAAAUAUCCCUGUCUUAAUUCAAAAGCCAAAAUGUGAAUGUGUGUGGUGGAAAUCAGCAGGAGACAGAAUGGCCUUCUGACAGUGGAAAAACAGUUUUCAGUUCUAAUUGUAUAGAUUUUUUGGGAAGGGUGGUAAAAACCAUUCUCAUCAGAUGCUCUGUCUACCACUGUAGUCUAAAUGUUAUUUUAGAAGCAAAUGUCUGUGGUAAGACAGGAUAAUUACUGGUCAAAACUGGGAUGAAGAUUCUCAUGGGGAGUGGUCUUGGUUGAAUAUGAGGGAAAGAAACACAAAUUCUAUUUUUUGUACUGGAAACUGUUGAUAUUUUGCUGCUAUCUAACACUAAACUGUACCCCUUAAUUGUUGUGGUUUUUUUUUUUGAAAAAUAAAGCCAUGAUUUUAUAGUAAACAUAGAAAGGACACAACUGGUUUUGUUUUUAGAACUCAGGUCUCAAUGUGAUUGUGUAUACUGACUUACAUAACUGCUAUGAAAAGCAGUAAGCUGUGAUUGGAGUUUGUGUACAAUAAAUUCAACUAAGGGAAA